AUGGUCUCUUUCAAGGCUAUCACUUCCUUUUUGGCCCUCACCAUUCUGUCGGCCACCGCAAACCCAAUCGACUAUGACGGCUCCCUCAUAGAAGAGCGCGACAACAACAGAACCGUCACCAUCUUCUAUUGCGUCAAGAAGCGCUUCAAGGGCACCUGCCAGAAGCAAAAGGCCCUAUUGGGGCAGUGCACCAACAUCGACAGCCUCAACGAUCGGAUCUCUUCCAUCCGUAUCGUAGGAUACCCUCACCAGGAGCAAAAGUGCAUCUGGUAUCUCGACUACAACUGCGGCAAGCUGGGUUACGAUAACCCCAGUGAUUCCAAUCUUGCUGACGGCGAUGGCAAAUUCAACGACGACAUCAGCAGCUUCAUGUGCGAGUAAGCUCUGCGGCCGACAAGAGCGGUUGUAAGCCGAGCUGAAGCGUUGGACUGUGCGUUGGCUUUUCUGCGCGGCUGUGGGUUCAUGCGGUACUGAUUAAGACUGAAAAUGUUAGACAGCUUUCGAUUUGUGCAAUAGAAUCAAGACUGCAGUUUGGUG
Molecule: messenger RNA, 537 nt
Organism: Cucurbitaria berberidis CBS 394.84
Lineage: Eukaryota; Fungi; Ascomycota; Dothideomycetes; Pleosporales; Cucurbitariaceae
Exons: 3
Coding region: 1-381 (126 amino acids)
Source: RefSeq, a predicted model, not a curated record